Molecule: messenger RNA, 4791 nt
Organism: Anolis sagrei ordinatus
Lineage: Eukaryota; Metazoa; Chordata; Lepidosauria; Squamata; Anolidae
Product: cytochrome P450 4A6-like
Molecular function (GO): heme binding; oxidoreductase activity, acting on paired donors, with incorporation or reduction of molecular oxygen; iron ion binding
Source: RefSeq, a predicted model, not a curated record
GUGAAGAGAAAAAGAAUGAGGCACCAUAAAGAUCUGCAGUUGGCAAAUUCGCUACUUUGCCUCAGACUCCAGCCAUGAACUGAAGGCACGGAGAUCUCUAACACUACUUCCUGUCUCUAUACUUGGGAUACAUCCUUGGAUUUUGUCCUCUUGGCGUUCUGUUCCAGAUCAUGUAAGAAAACCUGAACAUUUUAAAAAUCCACCCGGACAGGAAGGUUAACUCUGCAAAAGAAGACAAAAAGAAAGGUGAAAGGGGAAUCAGCUAAAUAUUUCAGCACAGUCAUUGGUGUCCAGAGGUGUGAGAGGCAUGUCUCUGGCUGUUGAUUUCUGAAACUCAGCCAGAGAAAUAAAAAGCAAGCAGCAACACUGCUCUCAGAUAACUGACGGAUCUGUGCCACCAUGUCUUCCAUUCUGGAAAGAAUAGCAGCAGCCCCCUCACCAUCACUUCUAAAUCUGUUGAUUGGAUUCAUCUUGAUCUGUGGACUGUUGAAAACCCUUCAACUAUACCGGAGGAAAAAGAAGCUGCUCAGAAACUUGAAAAGCUUUCCAGGCCCUCCAAGCCACUGGUUUUUUGGCAACAACAAGCAGGUCAGUCGAGGAAAUGAAUUCAAAAAGAGCCUGGAAUGGGCAGAAAAAUAUCCUUAUGCCUUUACUAGAUGGUUUGGUGGCUUUUCAGCUGCUUUAGUGGUCUCCCAUCCAGACUACGCCAAAGCUAUAUUUGGUCGUGGAGAUCCCAAGUCUAUGGUCACCUAUAAGUUCUUUCUCCCCUGGAUUGGAAAAGGACUUCUCAUCCUACAUGGUCCGAAGUGGUUUCAACACCGCCGCCUCUUAACUCCAGGAUUCCAUUAUGAUAUUUUGAAACCAUAUAUAGCCCUGAUGGCAGAUUCAACAAAAAGCAUGCUGGAUAAAUGGGAGAAGCUCAUUGUCAAGAAUGACAUGAAGUCUCUGGAGAUGUUUGAACAUGUCAGCUUGAUGACUCUAGACAGCAUCAUGAAAUGUGCCUUCAGUUCCCAGAGCAGCAGUCAGACUUCCAGAGAACUGAAUAAUUACAUCAAAGCUAUUUAUGACCUGACCUAUCUGGUGUCUCAGAGAGUACGUAAUGUCUUGUACCGAAGUGAUCUCAUUUAUCCAUUCACUUCAGCUGGUCGGCACUUCCAAAAAGCUUGCAAACUGGCUCACAAACAUACAGAAAAAGUCAUAGAAGAAAGAAAAAUAUCAUCCAAGGAGGAAGGAGAGCUCAAAAAAAUCCAGAAGAAGCGACAUUUAGAUUUUUUGGAUAUUCUUCUUUCAGCCAAGGAUGAAAAUGGAGUCGGGUUAUCUAAAGAAGAUUUGCGUGCUGAGGUGGACACAUUCAUGUUUGAAGGGCAUGAUACCACGGCAAGUGGGAUUACCUGGAUGUUAUAUGCAAUGGCUCACAACCCAGAACACCAACACCGAUGCAGGGAGGAGAUAAAGGAAAUUAUGGGGGACCAUGACACAGUUCAGUGGGAUGACCUUGGAAAGAUGCCUUACACCACCAUGUGUAUAAAAGAGUGCCUCCGCCUUUACCCCCCAGUCCCUGCAGUGGCUCGACAACUUAGCAAACCCAUAACCUUUUGUGAUGGACGCAGUUUGCCUGAAGAAACAGUCGUCUCAAUUAGCAUCUAUAAUAUCCACCGAAAUCCAAGCAUAUGGGAAGACCCAGAGGUAUUUGACCCCACACGAUUCUCACCAGAGAAAUCAUCACAUAGACAUUCCCAUGCUUUUGUGCCUUUUGCUGCUGGACCAAGGAAUUGCAUUGGACAGCAGUUUGCCAUGAAUGAGAUGAAAGUAGCUCUUGCUCAGAUCCUGCUCCGCUUCGAAAUCUUACCAGAUCCAGCAAACAUUCCUAUUCCAAUCCCUCAGGUUGUCUUGAAGUCUGCAAAUGGGAUUCACCUGUUUCUAAAAAAACUCGACUGACUUAGGACUGUAUCACACGAGGCUUGUGAAGCUAUAUUACCAUGGGAUAAUGGUGUCUUUGGUCAUUACUACGCACUGCAUAACACUGUUCUGAUCCUUGUAGCUGUUUUCAUAUUCCACCCACUCCUCUCAGUCAUUCUUCUUUUCCACAGUGGAUUUACAUGCAAAAGUUCCUCUCAUUGCAGUUCUGUUCUCAGGCAGCAGUGGGUGUGAUUUUAGAGUUCUACCACCCUCCUUCCCCUUCCUUCUCCUCCUCUCGCCUCUCUUCCCUUUCCUUUUGUGAGGAAGGACUCUCAUUCUUUCAGGAAUGGUGGCCUCAUGAGGAAGGACUCCCACUGCUUCUAUGGUGGAGUUUAGCUGUUUCUUCCACCCCCACCAAAGAAGUGAUGGGAUCUUUCUUUGCAAGAAAGAACUCCCAUUGUUUCUCUGGGUGGAUGCAGCCACCAUCUCCUCACUCCCCAAAGAAGGGCUCUUCCACACAGCCCUCUAUCCCAGAAUAUCGAGGCAGAAAAUCCCACAAUAUCUGCUUUGAACUGGGUUAUCUGAGACCACAGAUAAUGUGGGAUUUUCUGCCUUGAUAUUCUGGGAUCUAGGGCUGUGUGGAAGGGUUCGAAGUGACAACAUUCCUACCUCACAAAGAAGAAUUCCCAUUGCUUCUUUGGAGGGGCACAGCUGAUUUCCCCACCUUACACUCACAAGAAAUUACUAUCUUUUCUGGGGGGAAAUGUCUUCAUACAUCAGCCUUACAGUUUCCUUGCAUGAAGUCCCUUCUCGCCCACCACACACACACACACUCACCCACACCAACCCCCCCCCCAAUCAUUUUAUUGUUUUUUACUUCUCUGGCAAGCCUGAGCUCAUUCUGGCUCUCUCCCUACAUGUUCCCUUUGGUGAUUUCUGCCUUUUCCCAUUUUUUGUUCAUGUUCAUUUGAAAUCUUAGCUCAGUUGGAAGUUCUUUGGUUAUUCACUCUAGUUAGUUUAGGCUGGAUCUACACUGCCCAGUAUCCCAGGAUCUAAUCCCAGAUUAUCUGAUUUAAACUGGAUUAUAUUGGUCUGCAAUGCCAGAUAAUCUGGGAUAAGCAGAUAAUCUGGAACCAGAUUCUGGGAUAUAGGGCAGUGUAGAUCCAAGCCUUAGACACCUCCCAUUUUUCCUUCUCAUUGAAAUUGCUUGAAAUUAUGUCUUCAAUAUGUCACUGCUAAGAAACUCCCAUUUUUCAUGAAUUCUUUUAGUACUACUGACAUCAGGAUCAUAUCCAAUAUUUUCAUAAGUUUACUGAAACCUGCUUUCAUAAGAUAUAGAAUGUGUGUCUAUGCUCAUCUUAUUAUUUCUGUUGUAUAACAAACUCCAGGAGAACAUGGUCAUUCACACCCAAGGAUCCUAGCACUUUCACUCCAUUAACAAGAUCAUCACUGUUGCUUAGAAUUAGAUCUGAAACAUCUGAUCACUUUGUUUAAUCUUUCAUCUUUUUGACAAUGAAAUUUUCUGAAAUGCCGUUGGCCCUUAUAUUCAUGUCAGACUUCAAUUUGUAACAAUAUUAGAAUAGUUAAAAUCUUCCAUUGCUACUACAUCUCUCUGUACCGAUGGGGUAAUCUGUUCCAAUAAGGCAGGACUGCACAACCUGCUAACUUCAGGUAUUUUGAACUUUAGCUCCCAGAAUUCCUGAGUAUUGGAAUAACUGAUUAGGCCUUCCGGGAGUUGGAGGCCCAAACACCUAGAGAGUUGUGCAGGUGUGCAAUAAGUCCUCAGUCUAGCUUGUGGAUCUGUGGUAUACCUCCACAAUCACACCCCUGUCAUUUCUCACCGUAUUAAUUAAUAGGUAGCCAUAUGCUCUCAACCUGGUUUCCAGGGUUUAAGUCAUGCAUUUUUUUCACAAAUGAAAACAUUCUUGACAUAUAAUACUACUAUUCUCUUUUUCAGAUUGGUCUGUUUCUAAGAAAUAGAUUAUAGAUUAUUACAUCAUAUUUGCUUUGUUGUAUUAAGCAUCCAUCUUGUUUAUAUCCUAUGCUCUGUGCAUUAGUUAGGGACAUCUGACAUCCCAUGGUUGUGUUGUAUUAAUUGCUUAUGAGACUUUUAAACUAAGUUAUGUUGGGGAAGGGUUGAUUAGGCGCUGGAAAUCAUAGCCAGAUUAUAGAGAGGUAAAACAAAAACAUUCCCGCCAACUGCAAAAAGGUGUAACCCAUUGCUUGCUUGAAGACCAUCUUCAUGAAAGUGGAGAACAUGGUCCAAGAAAUCAGAUCAUUCCUGGUGACAUCAUCUGCUUGCUGAGCCAAUUGUUCAACUCCACUAUUCUUCUCUCCCUUCCUGAGUCAUGUCCUUCAACAGGACAGUGGUUCUCAACCUGUGGGCCCCCAGAUGUUUUGGCCUUCAACUCCCAGAAAUUCUAACAGCUGGUAAACUGGCUGGGAUUUCUGGGAGUUGUAGGCCAAAACACUUGGGGACCCACAGGUUGGGAACCACUGAACUAGGACGAGAGAUGAAAUGGCAACCUGUGAAUCAAGGCCCUAUAGCUUCAAAUCCAAGACCUUGUAAUCCCCUAUGAUAACUUGAAGGCUAUGUCUUGCAAUGUCAUUUGUUUCCCACAUGGUCCAAAAGGACCAAAAUGCAUAAGCAUUUAUGCUAUUCUAGAUGAACUUACAUUGUGAAGGAUUGGGAGUUCUGCUGGAUCUUACUUUUCUGGAAUAGUGUUCAACUAUUAUCUGCGUAAAGGACAGGGGUCAUAUUCUGUGUCACCAUAAUGGGUUUUGCUAGUGUGAAAUACAGCUUAUAGUUUAAAACUCUUGUCUAUGUCCGGUGCAGAAUGGCAUGCUAUGCAAGGGUUAAAAGCAUAGUGAUUUAUUUCCUAGAGUGUGAAC